UCACUUCAGUGGUUUCCAGUUAUGCGGUCCCUUCCCAGUUUAGGAAGUGAGUCACAGUCCAGUUUUCCGCUGCAGUGCAUGGGAAGAGAGAGAGAGAGAGAGAGAGAGAGAGAGAGAGAGAGAGAGAGAGAGAGAGAGAGAGAGAGAGAGAGAGAGAGAGAGAUCAGCAUCGCAGGAGAGGAGGGGAAACAGGGAGGACACUAGCAUCUUAUUCGCGGACGAAACACGGACAACAAACCAGCAAGUGAAUCUCAAGCGAAGCUGAAAAUGCUCCAGCAGGAUCGGGACAUGAUCCCCGGGUUCAGAGGUCAAGCGCUGGUCGCACCGGUGACUCUAAGCAACAGUCAGAAGCGAUGCGAGAAAGAUGGGAACUUUAACUUCUUGGGUCAGGAUGAUGAUCCGAUCACGGGAGAUGAGAACCGCAAUCAGGUGCGUCCGAGAGCCUUGGGUCGUGAUCCGUCGUGCUACGGGUCUGGACCCCUCUCGCCGCUGUCCCGUCUCCCGUGCUGGAGUCCAUUAGAGCCUCUUCCCGAGAUCGAGAGCGGAGACGAUACGGGCAGCAGAGUUCCUCCCGAUGGAGCCGAGGAACAGAAGAUUGAUGAAGAGAUGAGGAGAGAGACGGAUGAGGAGAAGGAGCAGAGACAGGGUGAGAAACUAGAGGAUGAAGAUGAAGAGGAGGAGGAGGAGGAAUGGUGGGCUAACAGUGAUGAAGAGUUUGAGUUCAGCUACAAGUCCGAAAGCUCUUCCCGCCUCAGCGUGGAGAGCGUGGAUAUAGGGGGACCCAAUUCGAUAUGGGACCAAAUUUGCCGUGAACGUCCGGCACCAGAAAAUGGGAAUGCGACUGUGGAUGCCGGGAAGAACCAGACCAAGACGGAGCGCAGGGAAAGCAUUGAUCUUGUUGGAAACGGGUCGUUGGACUCCGACUCCGAUCCGUGUUCCGAGAUUCCGGAUCUCAUGGAGGCGGUUUGGACUCUUCAGGAGCGAGAGAGGUUUAAAGCGCAGGAGAUGGAGAAGCACCAGGUCCAGCUGAUCAUGUACCGGCGCCUGGCACUCAUCCGCUGGCUCCGAACCUUACAGAACCGGGUCCAGGAGCAGCAGAACCGGCUCCAGUCCAGCUUUGACAUCAUCCUCACACACAGAAAAGAGCUUCUGCGCAUGAGCACCACUGCCGCACAGUAACACACACAUCAUGAGACCAACUGAUGACUAUCAUCAUGUGGAGAGUUAUCUUUGCAUCUCAGUCUUUUUUUUUUAAUCAAUUUACCUCCUGGGUCUCUGAACUAUUUUGCCCUUAUGUUCCACAUUGUUAUCAUCCCUAUCACAAAUGUGGUUAAAGUCCUCCAGAACAUAUAUAUAUAUGAAUGUAUGUGUCUUAUAAAAUAAAUUAUAUUUAACAAUUAAUACACAUUGUGUUAUUUUGUGAAAUGCACAGUUGUGAGUGUGUUAAAUCACCAUCAAAUGCACAAAAUGUGGAAAAGAUUUUAUUUUAAUUAAAAUUUACAUUG
Pimephales promelas (fathead minnow) is the source of this 1505-nucleotide messenger RNA. It is a transcript of the gene c19h1orf216, whose product is annotated as chromosome 19 C1orf216 homolog. NCBI's taxonomy places the organism in Eukaryota, Metazoa, Chordata, Actinopteri, Cypriniformes, Leuciscidae. The record is from RefSeq and is a predicted model, not a curated record.